This is a messenger RNA of Drosophila bipectinata, 971 nucleotides long. RefSeq names its product tabinhibitin 1. NCBI's taxonomy places the organism in Eukaryota, Metazoa, Arthropoda, Insecta, Diptera, Drosophilidae. The record is from RefSeq and is a predicted model, not a curated record.
AAUGGACCUAAGCUGGCUAGUAUCCGCCAUACUGAUCAGUAUCUUUGUGUCGUCGUCUGGUGAAAAGCGGCAUGUAAACUACUGUGUGCUGCCCUAUUGCGGCGUAAACAACCUGCCAUGCAACAAUAGAGCUCUUUAUAGCAAAAACUGUUCGCUGAAUGCCAGAACUAUUUCAAUGCCUCAGUACCGAAACGUAAUCCUGAAUCGGAUCAACGAGUUCCGUAACCUCACGGCCAGUGGCGGUCUGAAACUCCUCAAGGCCGCCGCCCGAAUGUCCCGAAUGAGCUACUCUCUGGAAUUAGAGGAAAUGGCCCGACUGAUGGUCAUCACCUGUGCCGGGGAAAAGUUUUGCGUCGGAACUCCCGAUUUCUAUUACGUGGGCAGCAUCUACGGGGGCUACAAGUACGAAGGCCGCUUAAACGAUUACGAAGAUCUGGAGCUAAUGAUGCGAAUGAUUGAGGAAUGGAUCAAGUAUUCAGCCGACAUCAACAUGAAAAUGGGGCUGUACAUGCCAGCUACACUGUCGAAUAGUAACAUCGCCAAGGCCGCCCUGCUGAUCACCGCCCGCAACACCCAUAUGGGAUGUGCUUCGUUGCGGUUCACAGUAUACGGCAUUCAUCAUUUUGUGUUUGUGUGUGCCUUCAGCACGGACCUCUUCGUGAAGAAGCCUCUUUACCGCCUGUCCUACAGACCGGCCAGUGCCUGCAAGGAGAAGGACAAAACUUACGUGGCUCUGUGCGCGGCGGGUGAAAACUACGGAAAUGAAAAGCACAAGCCUGGAGCAGUAGUCUUCGACCCACCUGCUGACAUAUCAAAAAUAAGAAGUACUUUAAUUCCAGCGUGAAAAAUUGUAAACUGGUAGAAGCACUUAUUUAAAAAUGUAGUUUAAGUUGAAAUAAUAGAAAGCGUUGCUUUUUUGUUUGGCUGUGAUGGCUAGACAGAAGUACACGCCCCGAGAUACCCAAACAAAA